Molecule: messenger RNA, 762 nt
Organism: Strongylus vulgaris
Lineage: Eukaryota; Metazoa; Nematoda; Chromadorea; Rhabditida; Strongylidae
Source: the annotation of a GenBank genome assembly
UUGCAGAUCUACGACCAUAUCUCUGGCGGAUUCGCUCGACAAACGCGUUCUAAACGAAUUCUGGAAUGCUUUUGGCGCUUUAGUUACUACACUUUUGCCUUUCUUUAUGGCUGUGUAGUGCUCUGCAAUAAGCCGUGGUUGUGGGAUGUGAAGCAGUGUUGGAUUGGUUAUCCAUUCCAUGAAGUCGAUACUACCGUAUGGUGGUAUUACAUGAUGGAAACCUCGUUCUAUUAUUCCCUCCUAAUUGCCUCAGUAUUUGAUGUCAAGCGUUCCGAUUUUUGGCAGCUCAUUAUCCAUCACAUUGUAACUAUAGGACUGCUUUCUAGUAGUUUCUUGAUCAAUUUCGUUAGAGUGGGAACCCUCGUACUGAUCUCGCAUGAUGUAGCCGAUAUCUUGCUGGAGUUCGGCAAGCUUACCCGUUACGAUCGCGGUUUGAAACCACUUACAAAUAUAUGUUUUAUAGUGUUUUUGACUGGAUGGAUCAUUACUCGGCUUGGCUACUACCCUUUGGUGCUGGUUCGCUCUGCCUUGUUUGAAGCAUCUAGACUGAUACAGCCCGACUAUGAUUUGCUAGAUCUCACUCAAGUUCCAUACGCACCACGUGUUAUAAUCAUCAUGUUGUUCAUUCUCCUCAUUCUUCAUGUUUUUUGGACUCUUAUCAUCAUGAAAAUUGUCAUAAAGACUGCCACUCAAGGCGAAGCCGGCGAUGUACGGUCGGACUCAGAGUUCUCUGAUGAGGAUGUAAAAGAAAAACUUGUUAAG